CUUCCGGUCCGGUCGGCGGGGUGGAGGACAAGAGAGGCGUAGCAAGCAUCCUCACACUGGAACUAAACCCGUCACAAUGGGCGAUGUUUCGCUGUAUUUGACCGACACGUCCGUGGAACAGCGUUCUCCAACCCUAAGUCCAAAAGCAAGCAGGGAUUUUAGGAUGUUGGAGCUGGGCGAGAACCGGAGAAAUGUCCAAAGGGAGAAGACACCUCGGAGGAUCAUCCAUUUCUCCAGCGGGGAGACCAUGGAGGAGUACAGCACCGACGAAGAGGAGGAAGGAGGGAAGGAGGCAGAGAGGAAAGACCUGCUCUCCUCCCCUGUUGAUGCUGUGAGGUCCAAAAUGACUUGGGGUCCCUACUUCUGGUUCCACAUGUGGAGAGCUGCAUCUUCAACUAUUUCAGCCUGUGAUUACCUCGGCGAGAGAAUGGCCUCCUUCUUUGGGAUUACAUCAGCCAAGUAUCAGUACGCCAUCGAUGAAUACUACAGGACAAAGAAGGAGAGGGAGGAGGAGAAGGAGGAGACCCGCCUGUCAGAAGAGGCCGAACGUGCCUUCGACCAGUCGCGUUCCCAGGAAGGAGACGGACCAAUCGAGGGGGCAGAACGUCCCGUUGCCCCGCCUCAUGUGACCUACCAGAUCCAAAACGAAAGCCAGGUAUCUUCCGUCACCUUGGUCGUUCCUGCCAUCGUCACGGCGACUUAGGCUUGCCUGUAUGUUUGUUUGGAAGGCACAUGUGUGCCAUUUUAACAAGAACGAAUACAACAAACGUGGCUCGCAGUGCCAUUGUGUUGUGGUUACUUAAUGGUUUCCACUCGCAAACUGCAUUUUGGGUCAUUAAAAUGGCCGUGACUCGAUAAUGUGCACUGUUAUCCCAGCAGGCACAAGUCGUUGAUACAACGGUUAUUAUACAUACAAAACUGACUUUAAAACAACGUUGCAAAAUAGUUGUUUUUGUCAACUGAGACAACAUUGAGUUCUACCAUUGAAUCCACGUUGUUGGUCGGGAAAUGACCAAAUUUCUAAGGUCAAAUGAACGUCACAACCUGACGUUGAAUAAACGUAGUCAAAAAGCAUGUUUCAACAUUGUAUUCGUGUUGUAGAAUAUUGGUUGGGAAAUAACCAAAAUUUCAACGGUCUAAUCAAAGUCAACCCAACUUUGGUUAAAUUUUGUCAAAAAGCAUGUUUCAAUGUUGUAUUCGUGUUGUAGAAUAUUGGUUGGAAAAUGUCUAAAAUUUCACUGGUCGAAUCAACGGCAGAACCCAACAUUGAUUAAACGUCGCCAAAAAACCUAUUGUUUCAAUGUUAUGUUUGAGUUGCUCAACGUCAGGACGUAAUUCAAAAAGUUCUCAACGUUGUUUUCAUGUCUUCUGCCUGCUGGGAUCUCCUAAAGUGAGACAUUUGUCUUAUUUUGUUUCUUCUUCAAUGUGGUUGUGACUUUAAGGGCCUGAUCUACCGAAGGUUUGCAUGUACUAAAACACGUAGUCGCACGCAAAGCUGAUCUACUAAACUUGUGCGCCGAGAAUGAGCAGAAUUUUUAUUUUUCCUUUUAAAUGCAUAAAAUGUUGAUUUACUUAAAGCCCACAAUAGGUGGAAGAGACACAAAUAUAAUCACUUACUACUGUUUCAGAUGUAAAUAAUGGAAACGUGAUUAAUAACUGAAAACUUGCGGAUAAACCUUGGCAAUAAAUCGAUAUUAUCGAUAAAAUUACAUGUUUUGUUGUAGACUAUUCAAUAAAAUAAAAAAUCUAUAUUUUUCUCCUCUUGCUGGGCACAUUUCUAUCUCCCAGGGGCUUCCUUAGGGUCCUCAUUCUUCCUUAUUUCCUUAGUGGACAUUCACACGCAUCUUUUAAAACAUGGCUCACGCUAACGCAAACAUUUAUUCCAAAAUAAUGAAAAGUGCUGUCAGUGGUUGAGUUUUGCAGCAACAGGCGUGGAACAAAUGACUGUGCACUGCAAAGUUUGUGUAAAAAGGCCAGCAGCACAACAAACUAAUUCCAGCGUUUGAAACUGGAGCAUCGAGCCAAGUAGAGAAAAUGCAACUCUUUGCAAAGCAAACAAGAAUGAAACUACAAACAAACUUCCGCCAAAAAGCAACUUACUGUACCAAGGUACCACGUGUGAUUAAAAAUUGAGCGCAGUGUAAAACAAUUACUAAAGUGGUAGUACUUUGUGUCGCUGAAGAUGCAGUGCCCAAACAUUGAAAAAGUCGUUUUUUAUUCCACCGAAUAAAACUACAGAGAGCUCCCAUAGCUGCAUGUAUUUUAUUCAAGACAAGAUUUAAGUUUGUACUUUAUCAAUCUUAAAUGUUGGAGUUUUAUUUACAUGCAUCGAUAUGCCUCAUUUUUGUCUCCCACAGUAAGCUCUAUGUUGACAAAUUUUAAUAGAUUACAACAACGCAUGUUUAUCAACACAUGAGCAAAAGUAAAUAUGCAAGAAUCAGCUGCAAUAGCAAAAUUCUAUCUGUUGAGUUUUUUUAAAAAUGAUUUUCUACAAAGUCCAAUUUAUAUCUAUUUUAAAAAGAAGCCCCUUUAUUAAAAUAUAAUUUUGCUCAGUCAGAUAGUGUAUGCUGUGCUAUUUCAACCUACUAGUUUUUGAUCAAAUAAAAGCAAAACCCCUUUUAAAUUAUCUGCCUUUUUUUUAUUAUUUGGUUUAUUUAAAUAGUAAGGAAAAAAUCAAGCCAAACGUAAAUUGAAUUUUUUUGUGAAAAGAUUGGAGUCUGUCAUCUAGCUUAAAUGCUAACAUGAAAACAAGAGACAUUCCCUAUUUAAAAAGGAAAUAGCCCAAUCUAAACUUAAACAAACACAUUACUGUCCGAGCAACUAAGAUGUUCAAUUGUGUACAUUAAACCAAGGAGCUGUGCUCUCUUAGAACACAGUGAUCGCUCUAUGUACAAGACAAGGUUGUUAUGGUGCGUUCAAGGACCGUUCAACAGAGUGGGACGUAACGCCUGCCAGAAAUAUUAAAUAAUAAGAUAUUUUAUUUAGUACGCAUUUUUUAUGUAAAUAACUAUUUAACUGCUACAGUACAAGCCAUUAUUAAAAACAAUAAAAGCUUAACCAUUCAAUCAAUCUUUACUUGUAUAGCCCUGAAUCCGGAGUGUCUCAAAGGGCUGCACAAGCCACAACAACAUCCUCGGCUCAGAUCCCACAUCAGGGCAAGAAAAAACUCAAGCCAAUGGGAUAACAAUGAGAAACCUUGGAGGGGACCGCUGCAAUGGACGUUGGGUGGAUCUAGCAUAAUAUUGUGAGAGUCCAGUCCAUAGUGGAUCGAACAGAAUAGUGAGUGUCCAGUCCAUAGCGGGGCCAGCAGGAGACCAUCCCGAGCGCAGAGACGUCCCCAACUGAUACACAGACGAGUGGUCCAUCCAGGGUCCCGACCCUGGACAGCCAGCGCUUUAUCCAUGGCCACCGAACCUGUCCACCCACCCUCCCCCCUUCCACUGAGGAGAGGCAGGCUGGCAGGCAGAGCAGAAAAGAAACGGCAGAUCAUCUGGUCCAAAAGAGAGGUCUUAAUUAACUAUUCAAAAUAAGGACGUUAGAAUAAUUCACCUUUAGGUUCUGUUGUCAAGAUUGCGUUUCCAAAAGCUCAGAAAAGUUGGGACAGAUGAAUAAUUGUGUAAAACCUCACAUGGAUGAGUUUGUGUCUCUGUACACUGCAAAAAGUCAGUGUUCAAAAACAAGAAAAAAAAAUUACAAUAAUUUGGGUUAUUUUAUUUGAAUUUAGCAAAUUUAUCUGCCAAUAGAACAAGAAAAUUCGGCUUGUCAAGACUUUCCAAAACAAGUAAAGUUAGCUAACCUCAAUAAACCCAAAAAUAUCUUAAAAUAAGUAUAAUCUCACUAAGAAGUGCACUUUUCUUGGUAGAAAAAAAGAGACUUUACUUAAAUAAGUAAAUGCCAGUGCCAUUAUCUUGACAUAAUGACAUGUGCUCUGAAUCAUGAAUUUUAUUUUUUUUUCAUGCUUGAAGUUAGAAAUGAUACCUUUAAAAAGGUAGUUUUAUACUUGUGAGUAUUGAUGACACAGCUUUGCAUCAGUUGAUAUUCUAGUUUCAAGCAUGUUUUACUCAAUAUAGGUCAUCAAAUCUCAGCAACAAGCUGUAAUAUCUUUCUGAGAUCAUUUAGGACCAAAACCCAUAAAACAAGUAAAACACUCAAACAUAAAAUCUGCUUAGUGAGAAGAAUUAUCUUAUCAGACAGAAAAUAAGCAAAUAUCACCCUUAUUUUAGAUAUUUCAUCUUACUUAGAUUUCAGUUUUUGCAGUGUAGUGAUAGCCGGUAGUACACACAAACAUCAUUUAAUUAUGCUGUCUCCCUGCAGUCUUAGUAGAUCACCCGCAACACGCCCACUCGUAGUACACAGUUGUAUAAUAUGCACACACCAUUUAGUAGAUCAGGCCCUCGGGGUCCUAUUUAGACGUAAGACUUCACCGGUGUUUGUGUCACGCCAAAACAGUGACUGGAGCAGCCUUCCAGAAGUUGCAAGUCAAAAUGAGCUCUUGUGUGCCUUUUACUAGACUGUGCCUGGACCAGCACUUCAGCCAAGGCAGCGUUACUCACAGUUAAUGUACAGUAAAUGUUCAGUACGGUCAAUGUACAAUAAGACACAUGUUUCUCAAACGGGCAUCGACUUCCUGGGCUGUCCACCACACGUGGUAUAUU
Messenger RNA from Nerophis ophidion (straightnose pipefish), 4655 nucleotides. RefSeq names its product protein FAM177A1-like. The record is from RefSeq and is a predicted model, not a curated record. The transcript has 5 exons. NCBI's taxonomy places the organism in Eukaryota, Metazoa, Chordata, Actinopteri, Syngnathiformes, Syngnathidae. The coding region runs from base 77 to 703 and encodes 208 amino acids.